Psylliodes chrysocephalus is the source of this 327-nucleotide messenger RNA. The record is from the annotation of a GenBank genome assembly. NCBI's taxonomy places the organism in Eukaryota, Metazoa, Arthropoda, Insecta, Coleoptera, Chrysomelidae.
AUGUCCGUUAUAGCUAAGACCUACUUUUUCCCAGCAAUUAAUAAGGCAAUGAUCAUUUGCUUGUUACUCCUGUGCACAACUGCUUCCAUUGAGAGGACGUUCAGCACCUUCAAGAGAGUAAAGACCUGGUUGAGGUCCAGAAUGGCGCAAGAAAGAUUAAGUGGGCUGUGCAUGAUGAGUCUACACAGAAAAUUAGUAUCGAACGACCAAAAUUUCGAGAGAAAGGUUUUGAAAAAAAUUCGCAGAAAAGGAAACAAGAAAGUUAAAUUUAUUGUAGUCUUUAUUUUUGAUUUUAUGUACUGCAUCUUCAAAUCAUUAUUAAAAUGA